Cuscuta campestris is the source of this 1053-nucleotide messenger RNA. Lineage: Eukaryota; Viridiplantae; Streptophyta; Magnoliopsida; Solanales; Convolvulaceae. The record is from the annotation of a GenBank genome assembly.
CGCGUCCAAACUUAACCGUUUGAGAGUAAAGCGAUCAUGGGUUCUUCUUCUAGAAAUUUGUAUGCAGGAAUAGGUGAAGGGCAAUCAACCACACGGCCACCUCUUUUUGAUGGAACCAAUUAUACAUAUUGGAAAGAACGAAUGAGAAUCUAUAUUCGUUCCACGAACUUCCAAUUAUGGUUGGUUAUCAAAAACAGGGAAGAGGUGCCGAUGAAGAAAGUCGGAGACAAGUUGAUCCCCAAGACCGAAGACGAGUUUGAUGCCGAGGACAUCAAAAAGGUCAAGAAUUAUGCAAAGGCAAUAAAUAUGCUUUAUUGUGCCGUAAAUCCUGAUGACUACCGCAAGAUCUCCUGCUGCUCAACCGCCAAGGAGAUGUGGGACAAACUUGAGGUGACGUACGAAGGAACGGACCAAGUACGUGAAGCCAAGAUUGACUUCCUCACCCAAGAAUAUGAGAUGUUCACGAUGAAGGAGCACGAGAAGAUCGACGACAUGUUUGACCGUUUUUCCAAGAUAGUCAAUGACCUCCAUGCAUUAAAGAAGACAUACACCGACAGGGAUCUUGUGCGAAAGAUCCUACAGAGCUUGACAUCCGAAUGGCGAUCCAAGGCCGAUGACAUCUAUGAAUCAAUCAGCACAUCAAAUGUCACCAUCGACAGCCUAAGAGGUAAUCUAAAAACCUAUGAAUCUACUAUUCUUAACCCGUCUUUAAAUGACCAAAGGAAAGGGAUAGCAUUAAAAGCCGUCAAAGAAUCAACGAUGGAUGAUUCAAGCGACGAUGAUGAAAUCAAGCUUGUCAUGAAGAAGUUUUGUAAACUUCUAAGGAAGAAAGAAAAGGUUGAGAAUGGCCCUGUGUGCUAUGGAUGUGGUGAAGCCGGGCACAUCAAGAACGAAUGCCCGAAAAGCAGAAGGAAUUCUCGGCACUUCAAAAGGCAAAGGGCAUAUAUCUCUUGGGGUGGCGACUCCGGCGACGAGUCAACCGAUCAAGACGAGGAUGAAACUGCCAACCUCUGUCUCAUGGCGCACGAAGACCAAACCGACGAUGUACAAGAG